This is a messenger RNA of Spodoptera litura, 520 nucleotides long. RefSeq names its product ATP synthase, subunit F (gene ATPsynF). NCBI's taxonomy places the organism in Eukaryota, Metazoa, Arthropoda, Insecta, Lepidoptera, Noctuidae. Gene Ontology annotation, biological process: proton motive force-driven mitochondrial ATP synthesis. The record is from RefSeq and is a predicted model, not a curated record. Gene Ontology annotation, molecular function: proton-transporting ATP synthase activity, rotational mechanism. Gene Ontology annotation, cellular component: proton-transporting ATP synthase complex.
AUUUGACAGUUUGUUGACAGAUUGACCGAACACCGAAAUCCGAGGUCAAUUUCGUUCGAUAAAAAUUCUGUGAAACCGCAGGAAUCAUGGGUUUCGGUGAUUAUCCUAAGGAAUAUAACCCUGCAGUCCACGGGCCCUAUGACCCUGCCCGUUAUUAUGGCAAACCUGAUACUCCAUUCGGACAGGUGAAAAUUAAUGAGCUCGGUUCAUGGUUGGCACGCAGGAAUAAGUCGCCUCAGGCCAUCGCUGGAGCCUUCAGCCGAGCCUGGUGGAGGUGGCAACACAAGUAUGUGCAGCCCAAGAAGGUGGGCAUUGCUCCAUUCUUCCAGCUGCUGGUUGGCAGCAUGACAUUCUUCUAUGUUAUCAACUACGGAAAGAUGAAGCACCACAGGAACUACAAAUACCACUAAUCCGGAAGUCAUGCCAUCAACAAGCAUGUUAUUUAUCUAUUCAAAUGAUCAUGUGAAUCUGUAUGUACUAGAUCAAGCAUACUUGCAAUAAAGUUAUUAGCCUGAACUCA